CUGCUGUGUCAGCACUGCAGACAAGAGGAAACACCCACUCACAGUGUCUGAUUACCAAGAAACGAAACUAAGGCUAGUUGUGUUGUUCAGGGAGACAGCAGACAUGGCAGAUGAGAAUCCAGUCCAAGGGCUCUGUGAGGAAACAACUUGUUCCAUUUGCCUGGAAUACUUCAAAGAUCCAGUGAUCAUAGAUUGUGGUCACAUUUUUUGCCAAGCUUGUAUCACUCGAUGCUGGAGGGAGUAUAACAGAAAUGUUCCCUGCCCUCAAUGUAGAAAAACUGUUCAGCAAAGGAAUUUCAGGCCGGUCCGGCAACUGGUGACGAUUGUAGAGAUAGCCAAGAAAUUCAGCCUUCAGAUGGCCAAAGAGGCAGAAGCCUGGGGGACAGUUUGCGAGCAGCACCAGGAACCUCUGAAACUCUUCUGUCGAGACGAUGAAGUCCCCAUCUGUGUGGUGUGUGACAAAUCAAAGGAGCACCAUGAACACAAAGUCAUUCCUAAAGAGGAGGCUGUUGAAGAGUAUAAGGGUAAGCUUCAGACUUUGUUAACAAUUCUGAAGAAAGAAAGAGGAAACAUGUUGUCUUCGCAACAAAGUGGGGAGACUGAAGGCCGGGAUCUCUUGAAGCAGACAGAAAAAGAGAGACAGAAAAUUACGGCUGAGUUUAAACAACUUCACAAGUUUCUGGAAGAAGAAGAGCAUGGCCGGCUAGCUGAACUAAAAGCUCUGGAUGAGCAGGUUAAAGACUGGAGGAAUGCCCACAUUGCCAGACUUCGUAAGGACAUUUCUGCUGUAGACCUCCUUAUCAAGGAAAUGGAGGCAAAACAGAAGCAGCCAGCAAGUGAAUUCCUGCAGGACAUCAGAAGCAUCUUGCAAAGGUGCAACGAGCAGAAGUUUGUGAAUGUAGAAGUUUUCCCUCUUGAAUUAAAGGAACAAAUUAAAAAAUUCUCUGAAAUAAAUAAUUUUCUGGGCACCGUGAUGAAGAAGUUCAAAGAAUCUGUGUUUACUGGACCUCAGACAAAUAUUGUGAAGGAAGAGGCCUUGUCCUUCCAGCUGUUGAAACAAGAACUACCGACUGACAAUAAAAGAGCAAUUCCCACACUUGUUCAGUCUAUGAAUUGCAAAACAAGGCAGGUUUCUAACACGAUAUCCAAUCAAUAUUUUUACCAGUAUCACAACAAAUGUUCUUGUUGGGCCUAUGUUAUGGGAGUGGAGAAAGUAAACUCAGGAAGGUGGUCUUGGGUGGUAAAUGUGAAGUAUAAAAAGUUCUGGGCUGUAGGGGUAGCCCUAGAGUUAUGUCGGGGGUAUGAUGUAUCCAAUUUGUGUCCUGAGAAAGAGAUCUGGGCAGUGGGGAAGUCAGCUGAUAACACUUGGUAUGCAUUCACCUCUUCUGGAAAAGAUCAGGUACUAUGUCCCUUGUCCAGCAAUUGGAACCAUGCUCUCCGCCUUCACCAUUGUAAUGAAACAACCAUCCGUGUGUCCCUGGACUAUGAAGCAGGCUCAGUAGAAUUUUCUUACUAUGACCACUUUAAUUACUGCCGAACUCUCUACAUUUUUCAGAAUGCCUCAUUCUAUAAUCAGCCAAUCUCCUCCUGGUUCAUAAAGGGAAAGUAAAAUGAGGUUCAGGAUCAAAUCCAGGAUCAAAUCCAGGAUCCCUGAAAUCUGGGAAAGAUUCUCUGAUCUGGUUCAGCAAGAUUAGAAAAUCCCAGAUUUAUCCAGCCAUUAUAGCCUAUGGGGAAAACUAUCCAGGGGUUGGGAGGAGGUAUUUUUCAAGCAAACUCUGCCAAAUUUGCAGGAAACCUACUCCUGACUGAAAGAAAGACUUUCCACACACACCAAAGUUUCAGGAAAAUUGGACCACAGGUCUCCUGAAGAACCACUUCCAACUAUUCUCCAUUGUUUCCUAUGCAGAAAUGCAAAUGCUUGGAAAUGGAGAACAUUUCCAAGCAUUUGCAGGCAGAAACACACAACCUGCCUUAACACAUUCUCAAAUGCAAGCUCAACCCAGAGAAAUCCCAACAGAACCAAAUGAAAGUCCUCCCAAAACUCAAGGGCACCCUGAACAAGGAGCCACUUUCCAUUGUUUCCUAUGGCGGGAAAAUUUCCAGGUUGGCCCUCAGGCAGCAACACACACGGGCAUGCAACCACUGGCCAAAGGCACACUGCCAAAUGUAAGAAGAAACCCAACAGAACCAAACUGAAACAAGAGAAUAAAUGGAAUUCCCCCAGAACCAAAAUAUACGUUACAUGUGUCACGAGUUGGAACAGCAUGCCCAACUCUACUCUCUGCCACAUGUUCAUGUAGGCACGACUCUUUAAAAACCUCUUUGCCUCUGUGCACCAUUCCGAAUCCUGCAAGAGGGGAGGAGGAGCUUCAGGCUUCCCCCUCGCACCAUUUUCACCUGUGGAAAUGGCUGUGUAUGGGGAAUGCCUUUUGCCCCUUCUUCUGGCUCCAUGAAUCAAACGUGUAUUCCAUUUCACGUCCAUUUCACAUCACAUGUGACAUGUAUUUUGGCCCUGAGGAGGGUUGCCAUCCUCCAGGUUGGGUCUGGAGAUCUGGGCUCAAUUCAAGGUAUUAGUUAAUAUUCUUGUACUUUACUUUGUACUAGACACUGCCACUUGCUUGUCACACUUGCAAUAUAGUAGUAUAGGGUUUCUAGCACUGCAUGCUCUGCGGGCUAAGCUUAAAAGUGGUGUUCGGCCAUACUUUUCUCAUAGAAUGCUAGGAGAAAAUGUUGCUUCCUCUAGAACAUUAUUCCAAAGAGCAUCAUACUCAAGAAGACGCCUUAACUGGCAAAGGUUGCUCUGUAAAGGAGGGGAUAUACUGCACAUUCCAAGUCUGCUGCCUCCACGUUCCUGGCUUCUAGAGUGUAAACUGUCACUUCCAGGGCUUUUUUUUCUGGGAAAAUAGGUGGUGGAACUCAGUAGGUUGCCCUCAGAGAAAAUGGUCACAUG
Messenger RNA from Eublepharis macularius, 2950 nucleotides. RefSeq names its product zinc finger protein RFP-like. The transcript has 7 exons. The coding region runs from base 104 to 1609 and encodes 501 amino acids. The record is from RefSeq and is a predicted model, not a curated record. Gene Ontology annotation, molecular function: zinc ion binding; protein binding. NCBI's taxonomy places the organism in Eukaryota, Metazoa, Chordata, Lepidosauria, Squamata, Eublepharidae.